This is a messenger RNA of Pipistrellus nathusii (Nathusius's pipistrelle), 1149 nucleotides long. Lineage: Eukaryota; Metazoa; Chordata; Mammalia; Chiroptera; Vespertilionidae. The record is from the annotation of a GenBank genome assembly.
AUGUGGGGGUUCGGGCUUCUGCGGUCGCCGCCUCUGCUGCUCCUGCUGCCGAAGCUCGGGCUCGGGCUCGCUGCCUGCCGCUCGCAGGCCGGAACCAUGGACUUGGGCGGCUGCGGCUCCGCGCGGAGCUCGCCGGCGGCCGAGGGGCGCCCCCGGUGCCUGCAGCUGUCCGCGGUGCCGGGCUCCGACCCGCAGCGCAGCAACGAGCUGCUGCUCCUGGUGGCGGAGGAGCUGGAACGGCGCGAUCUCUCGGGGGACCGGGCUCAGGAGGAGCCGCAGCCGUCGCCCCAGCAUCACGUCGUCUACUUCCCCGGGGAUGUGCAGAAUUAUCAUGAAAUUAUGACUCACCAUCCUGAGAAUUAUCAGUGGGAAAACUGGAGUCUAGAAAAUGUUGCCACCAUUUUAGCCCACCGAUUUCCCAAUAGUUAUAUUUGGGUGGUAAAAUGUUCCCGAAUGCAUUUGCACAAAUUCAGCUGCUAUGACAAUUUUGUGAAAAGUAAUAUGUUUGGUGCUCCAGAACACAAUACUGACUUUGGAGCUUUUAAGCAUCUUUAUACAUUAUUAGUUAAUGCUUUUAACUUAUGUCAGAACAGUUUGCUAUUAAAGAAGAAUGUGAAAGACUUGAAUAAGGAUUCCAAAGCAUCCAAUUGUAGAUCCAGUUCUUCUCAUACUAAUGGUUGCCAGGGAGAAAAAGAGAGCCCCUGUGAAAACUAUGAUGAGUCUGCACUGAGUUUUUAUCCACCAUCACUAAAUGGUGCUUCUUUUACUUUGAUUGGAUUCAGCAAAGGUUGUGUUGUUUUGAAUCAGUUGCUUUUUGAAUUAAAAGAAGCUAAGAAAGACAAGAACAUAGAAGCUUUUAUCAACAGCAUAAGAACAAUGUACUGGCUGGAUGGUGGACAUUCUGGAGGAAGUAAUACUUGGAUUACUUACCCAGAAGUCUUGAAAGAAUUUGCACAAACAGGGAUUAUUGUUCACACCCAUGUAACACCUUACCAAGUACGUGAUCCAAUGAGAUCUUGGAUUGGAAAGGAGCACAAGAAAUUUGUUCAGAUACUUGGAGAUUUUGGUAUGCAGGUGACUAGCCAAAUUCACUUUGUAAAGGAAGCUCCUUCCUUAGAGAAUCACUUCAGGGUUCAUGAAGUAUUUUGA